UCCGGAAGACCAUCUAUGUCUCUUAUAGACUGGCUAACCAAAGGACUUGAGCGAUUUUAUGAGGAGAUUGUUCGGGUGCUGGGUUACGACCGUUUGCCCAGCAUGGAUGACUGUGACAAACUACCGUACACAUACGCCACUGUUCACGAGAUUCAACGCUAUGGCAACAUCGUACCCUUUGGCGUUUUUCAUGAAACAACUCAGCACACAAAACUACGAGGAUAUGACAUUCCCAAGGGCACCAUGGUAUUUACCAACUUAACAGCAAUUUUAACUGAUAAGGAGCACUGGAAGUACCCAGACACCUUUAACCCAGAUAAUUUCUUAGAUGAUAAUGGACAUUUCUUCAAACCAGAGUCUUUCCUCCCUUUCUCCUUGGGUCCGAGGGUCUGUCUUGGUGAGACCCUAGCUAAGACAGAGCUCUUCCUCUUCGUCACUUCUCUCUUACAGCGGAUUCGUUUCUCCUGGCCACCUGAUGUGAAGUGGCCAGACAUGAAUGGGAUUGUCAGUGUGGUCCGCUCUCCUGAGCCAUUCAACAUCAUCUGCCACAGCAGAGGAUCCACAGAGUGACCAACAGUACACUUUCCAACUUCUACACAAGUUUCACUAGCUGUUUUAACCCAACUCAUUGGUAAUAGUUUUUUUCUGCCCAAAGAAAUUAUAUUUUAGUUCAAUA
Carassius auratus (goldfish) is the source of this 676-nucleotide messenger RNA. RefSeq names its product putative inactive cytochrome P450 2G1. Gene Ontology annotation, cellular component: cytoplasm; intracellular membrane-bounded organelle. Gene Ontology annotation, biological process: xenobiotic metabolic process. NCBI's taxonomy places the organism in Eukaryota, Metazoa, Chordata, Actinopteri, Cypriniformes, Cyprinidae. Bases 16 to 570 code for a protein of 184 amino acids. The transcript has 4 exons. Gene Ontology annotation, molecular function: heme binding; oxidoreductase activity, acting on paired donors, with incorporation or reduction of molecular oxygen, reduced flavin or flavoprotein as one donor, and incorporation of one atom of oxygen; iron ion binding. The record is from RefSeq and is a predicted model, not a curated record.